GCCCAACGACGGCAGCAUAUUUGAAAUUUGACGAACAUUGAUAUAAUAAUAAGGCAGUUAUAGGAUCCAAGGGCGCCAUGUUGCCCUUAUGGAAGCGGCUUUUGUUUGCCGCUGUCAUUGCUGGUGCGUUAGUCGGUGCCAAUGCUCAAUUUUGGAGAGAGUCCGGCUCAACAGGCUCCAUUCAAUCAAACAAUAAUAAACAAAUCAGAGUUGAACAGAAUGCAGGUAGAUACACAUAUGAUCCGAGCUAUGAAUUGCUUAAUUCCACUGGUAUACAGCGGGGGGAUGAACCACCCAAGAACUGUACUGCUGGAUAUGCAGGAUGUUUUCCAAAAUGCUUUGCUGAAAAAGGUAGUCGCGGAAUGCCCGGUCCCGAGGGUCCCACUGGAGAGAAGGGUCAAAUCGGUUAUGCCGGACCAGAGGGUCUGCCAGGUGAUAAGGGUCAGAAGGGUGACCCAGGACCAUUAGGACCAAGGGGUGACAAGGGAGAGCGUGGUUCACAAGGCAGACCUGGCUUGCCUGGUGUUGGCGGUAUUCAGGGUACAGCAGGUAAUCCUGGUGCUGCUGGUGCUCCUGGCAAAGAUGGAUGUGACGGCUUAGAUGGUUUACCUGGAUUGCCCGGACUCUCGGGAAUGGCUGGGCCUCGUGGUUUGCCUGGCGGGCCAGGUGUAAAGGGUGACAAGGGUGAGCCAGCAAAAGAGAAUGGAGACUAUGCCAAAGGUGAGAAAGGUGAGCCUGGUUUCGCUGGUCGAUCUGGUUUUCCUGGUCCCGAUGGAUCUCGUGGUGAUAAGGGCGAGCGCGGUGAUACAGGCCCAUUUGGACCACCGGGACCACGUGGUGAUCGCGGUGUCAAAGGAGAAAAGGGUGAAUCUUGCAUUGGCAUAUCUUUGCCCGGACAACAAGGAGAAAAGGGUGAAAAAGGUGAACCGGCUAUAAAGUUUCCCUCUACUGGAAUCACAAGCGUGGUUGGACCACGCGGUGACCCUGGUCAAAAGGGUGAACCUGGUCCAUAUGGCGAAAAGGGAGGUUUGGGGCCUGCUGGGGAGCCUGGACAUGACGGACAAAAGGGAGAAAAGGGUUUGCCCGGCGGAGCAGGCGACAGAGGUCGUCAAGGUGGUUUUGGACCUCCUGGCCCAUCUGGUCAGAAAGGUGAUCGUGGUGAAACUGGCCUACAUGGUCGUCCAGGCCAGCCUGGUCAAAAAGGUGAAGCCGGUCGCCCCGGUAACUCAGGUGAACGUGGUUUGCUUGGUCCGCCAGGUCCUCCAGGGGGUGGACGCGGGCAACCUGGCGCACCAGGUCCCCAAGGACCUCGUGGCUACCCAGGUAUGCAUGGCCCUCAGGGAUUAAAUGGAGAAGAUGGACUACCCGGACCCCAAGGCUACCCUGGCCAAAAGGGAGGCAUAGGAGUCCCUGGUCGCCAAGGUGGCGAAGGACCACCAGGACAAAAGGGAGAAAAAGGUAUCGCCGGACGAGGUGGCCCACAAGGCCCACUCGGACCUGUUGGCCACACCGGUCCACCAGGACCUGAGGGUCAGAAGGGUGAACCUGGCCUACCCGGCUCUAGCAUUGAAGGACUUAAGGGUGAAGAUGGUCUUCCCGGAUAUAACGGACUGAAAGGUGCCAAGGGAGAGCGUGGUUUCAAGGGUAAUGUUGGUGUUCCUGGAGACUCUAAACUGGGUAGACCUGGUCUUCCCGGUAUUGUUGGUGCUCCUGGACAAAAGGGUGAUGCUGGUCGUCCUGGAAAUCCUGGUGACAAAGGUGAAAUGGGACCCAAAGGUGAAAUUGGUGGAAAGUGUUCAUCCUGCCCGCCUGGAUUAAAGGGAGAUAAAGGAGACCGAGGAUUAGACGGACUUACAGGCAAUCCCGGUGCAAGAGGACCUCCUGGAGAACGAGGAUUUGUUGGCGAGCGAGGUGAUGAUGGUAUAAACGGAUUGAUGGGCCCACCCGGAGAAAAGGGUGUGGAUGGUCGUCCUGGAGUUCCUGGCGCCGUGGGAGCCCCCGGUGCGCCUGCUUUUAUUGAUCUUAGUUUGAUUGCUGUAGAAAAGGGUGCUAAAGGUGAGAGGGGUAGUGCUGGCUAUCCCGGUGUUAAAGGUGAGCGUGGAGAGAAUGGACAACCUGGUUUGCCAGGAUCGAAAGGAGAGAUUGGCAUUAAAGGAGAGAAAGGAUUCACUGGCCCAGCAGGGACAGAUGGUCUACCUGGCGCUCCGGGUCGGGACGGAUUCGAUGGAAGACCUGGUCAAAGUGUCAAGGGUGAGCCAGGAAAAGCUGGUCUAGACGGUCUGAAGGGUGACACAGGUUUAACUGGUGAAACUGGACAAAAGGGUGAAGCUGGAACCUGUGCCGCAGACGCACUUCGAGUGCCUGCUAAAGGCAACAAAGGCGACCGUGGCGCUCCGGGUCAACCUGGGCAAAACGGACCCAUUGGACAAAAGGGAGAAAUUGGUUUCAGCGGCGAAAAGGGUUUCACAGGUCCUCAGGGUCCCCCUGGUCCUGUUGGUCCACGUGGAAUCACUGGACCUCGAGGAGAGAAGGGUAACCCCGGACCUCUUGGUGCUCCUGGUAAUCCCGGAAAAGAUGGACUACGCGGCUUGCCUGGUCGCAAUGGUGAACGCGGACAAAAGGGAGAGCAAGGUAUUUCGGUUGCUGGACCUCCUGGCCCACAGGGUCUCGAUGGAUUAUCUGGUCUUAAGGGAGAUCGCGGUCCUGUUGGUAGCCCAGGACAACCCGGCCCGGAGGGCAACAUCGGCUAUCCUGGCGACAAAGGUGAAAGCGGUCUCCCUGGCCAGCCUGGUCAACCUGGAAGUAUUGGUGAAAAAGGUGACGUCGGGCCACUUGGUCCUCCAGGACACCCUGGCCCUCCUGGUCUUCCUGGCAUGGAUGGAAUUCGCGGACUUAAUGGUGUCAAGGGAGAGCCUGGAAAUCCGGGUUUGGUCGGCUUGCCUGGCAACAAAGGUGAACGCGGCGCUAAUGGAAUUGAUGGCCCUAAGGGUUUCACUGGUGUGAAUGGUGCACCUGGUAAACGUGGUCCACCUGGAGUUCCUGGAUUAUCUGGCUUGAAGGGUGAUAAGGGUGCUCGUGGUUUAACUGGAAACGAUGGUCCGAUCGGAGGUCGUGGACCGCCGGGACCCCCAGGAUUCAUGGGCAUUAAGGGUGACGUUGGCCCAGCUGGAGCCCCUGGACAGAAUGGUUUAGACGGGCUUUUUGGUGAGAAAGGUAACCAAGGUUUGCCUGGAUUCGACGGCGCUCAGGGUGAACCUGGUGAUGCAUCUGAAAAGGGACAAAAGGGUGAACCUGGCACUCCAGGACCACGGGGAGAACCUGGAUUUACAGGAGAACCUGGCCAGCCAGGUGAAAAAGGUGUGCCUGGAGUUCCUAUUCACGGACGACCUGGAGCACCGGGCGAGAAGGGCGACGCCGGCCGAAAUGGACUGGAUGGUCUCGAUGGGCAGCCCGGACAAAAGGGCGAACCUGGUCUUUCUGGAUAUGCUGGUCUUAAGGGCGACAAAGGAUCACUUGGCAGACCUGGGGCUCCUGGUGCGCCAGGGCUUGACGGUCAGCCUGGUCUCCAGGGUGCAACUGGGGCUCCUGGCUAUCCUGGAGUACAAGGUUUCAAGGGAGAAGCUGGUGUGCCCGGAUUCACAGGUGAAAAGGGUAACACCGGUCCGUCUGGACCAGCCGGUUUCAAUGGACCUCCCGGUUUCAAGGGUGAAAGAGGAUUACCGGGCCCACCAGGACCUGCACCCAUCAUUAAUCCAGAUGAUCUCAGAGGUGAUGUCGGCGCACCUGGUGAACGCGGUUUCACAGGUCAAAAGGGAGAACAAGGCGAAAGGGGAGAACAAGGAAUUGUUGGGUACACUGGAGCUAAGGGAGAGCGUGGUUUGGAUGGUCCUCGUGGUUUGGAUGGUUUGCACGGAGCCCCUGGUCUUAAGGGAGAUGCUGGCCCACAGGGUGAGCAAGGCUACCCCGGACCAGUUGUAAAGGGAGAGAAGGGUCUUCCUGGACGUGCCGGCAAAAACGGUCGCGAAGGCGCACCCGGACGUCCUGGAAUUAAAGGCGAUCGUGGUCUUGCCGGUUUGCCUGGAACACCUGGAUUGGUUGGUCUUCCGGGACCCAUUGGCCCAGCUGGCGCUAGAGGAGAACGUGGUUUGACUGGAACACCUGGAUUUGCUGGACAGGACGGCUUGAAUGGAGCACAGGGUCAAAAGGGUGACAGAGGUAUUCAAGGACCUAAGGGUGAACGUGGUCUGAAUGGCUUCGAAGGACAAAAAGGAGACAAGGGUGCCCAAGGACAAGAUGGACCACCAGGAUUAAAUGGGUUACCUGGACUGAAGGGUGAUCUUGGUUUGCCUGGAUUUGAAGGCGCACCUGGUGCUCCCGGAGCAAUAGGCGAAAAAGGUUUCACGGGACCAAAAGGACGUGAUGGACGCGACGGUUUACAUGGUCAGCGCGGACAGAAGGGUGAGCCUGGUCUUCUUCCACCACCUGGUCCAAAGGGCGAGCCAGGACAUCCUGGUCGUGAUGGACAAAAGGGAGAAGUCGGACCACCUGGAGAGCGUGGCCUUACUGGUAUCCAGGGAGAGCGUGGUGAGAAAGGUGAGCGUGGCUUUAUUGGUCUAACCGGACAGCCUGGACGUCCAGGUGCAAAGGGAGAACGCGGAGAACAAGGUUUAAUAGGACGCGAGGGCGCUAUUGGAGAAAUUGGUAUUAAGGGUGAACCCGGUGUGCCCUGUAGCUCUGCCCAGGAUUAUCUAACUGGCAUUUUAGUGACACGCCACAGUCAAAACGAUCAGGUGCCAACUUGUGCUGCCGGACAUACACAACUCUGGACCGGCUACUCGUUGCUCUUUGUUGAUGGCAACGAUUAUGCCCAUAACCAGGAUCUCGGCUCACCCGGUUCAUGUGUUCAACGUUUCUCAACACUGCCCGUUUUGUCCUGUGGACAGAACAAUGUAUGCAACUACGCUUCACGCAAUGACAAGAGUUUCUGGUUAGCAACUUCGGCAUCCAUACCCAUGAUGCCUGUCGACAACUAUGAGAUAAGCAAAUACAUUUCGCGUUGUGUGGUCUGUGAGGCUCCAGCCAAUGUGAUUGCAGUACACAGUCAGUCGCUUGAGAUUCCUGGCUGCCCCAACGGCUGGGAGGGUCUGUGGAUUGGCUACAGUUUCCUUAUGCACACGGCUGUUGGUAAUGGCGGUGGUGGUCAGGCGUUGCAAUCGCCUGGCUCUUGUCUGGAGGACUUCCGUGCCACACCAUUCAUUGAGUGUAAUGGUGCCAAGGGUCACUGCCACUUCUAUGAGACCAUGACCAGUUUCUGGAUGGUCACCCUCGAAGCCAGCGAGCAGUUCCAGAAACCACAGCAACAGACCAUCAAGGCUGGCAAUCUGCUGAGCCGUGUCUCCAGGUGCCAAGUUUGCAUGAAGAACUCGUCAUAGAGUACUGCAAUAACAAAAACGCUGCAAUAAAUUUAAUCUAAAUGUAAUACGUUAACUAUACCAACGAACAUCAGAUAAACCGAACAAACACUGCUACAAAUUCCUUAAACUAACCAAUAAAAUGAAACCAAAUAUUAAAAAAAACCAAACCCAAGAAGAGGCCCGCCAAAAAACACGUUCGAAAAAAGCGGAGACUCCAAUAAUGCCAUUUUUGUAUCUGCCAUUUAAUGCUCUAAAGAAAUGUAAAACUGCUUCUAAGUUACGAGUUAAGUUAAGUAAAUGAAAAAUAAAUAAACUAGAGUGGUAACUAUA
Messenger RNA from Drosophila willistoni, 5744 nucleotides. It is a transcript of the gene Col4a1, whose product is annotated as collagen alpha-1(IV) chain. The coding region runs from base 78 to 5432 and encodes 1784 amino acids. Gene Ontology annotation, cellular component: collagen trimer. Gene Ontology annotation, molecular function: extracellular matrix structural constituent. The record is from RefSeq and is a predicted model, not a curated record. Lineage: Eukaryota; Metazoa; Arthropoda; Insecta; Diptera; Drosophilidae. The transcript is spliced from 8 exons.